CUUCCCAAACACGUGGACACAGAUGGAUGUGUAGCAAUAACAACAUGGCGAGUCAGUGUCUCACUUAUGAGGGAUGUAAUUUCUUAAGACAGAGGCUAGUUUUAUCAACGCUCAGUGGAAAACGGGUCAAAAUACGAAACAUUCGGUAUAAAGAUGAUAACCCCGGACUCCGAGAUUUUGAAGCCAGCUUCAUUAGGCUGAUGGACAAGAUCACCAAUGGCACUAGGAUAGAAAUCAAUCAAACAGGUACUGCUCUGUUCUAUCAGCCAGGGCUGCUAUAUGGAGGGACUGUAGAGCAUGACUGUAAUCCCCAGCGCUCCAUUGGCUACUACCUGGAGGCUCUGCUUGCACUGGCUCCUUUCAUGAAGAACCCAAUCAGGGCUGUGCUGAGAGGUGUCACUAAUGACCAGAAGGACCCAUCUGUUGACACCCUCAAGGCCACUGCAGUUCCCCUGAUGAAGAAGUUUGGUCUUGAUGGGGAAGGCCUUGAGCUGAAGAUUGUGAAAAGAGGGAUGCCUCCAGGGGGUGGCGGAGAAGUGCUUUUCACGUGCCCCGUUCGCAGGUGUAUUAAACCAGUGCAGCUGACUGACCCCGGCAAAAUCAAGCGAAUUCGAGGAAUGGCAUACUCAGUUAGAGUUUCUCCACAGAUUGCAAACAGAAUUGUGGAUUCAGCCAGAAGCAUCUUAAACAAGUUUAUACCGGACAUUUACAUUUACACAGACCACAUGAAGGGGGCCAGUUCUGGGAAAUCUCCAGGCUUUGGCCUCUCUUUGGUAGCAGAGACCACAAAUGGAACCUUUCUCAGUGCUGAAAUGGCUUCCAAUCCACAGGGACAGGGAGAUCCAGUCCUCCCAGAAGAACUAGGAAAGACCUGUGCCAAGCUACUUUUGGAAGAAAUAUACAGAGGAGGAUGUGUGGAUUCAAUCAAUCAGAGUCUGGUGUUGCUGUACAUGACUUUAGGACAGCAAGAUGUUUCUAAAGCUUUGCUAGGACCUCUCUCUCCAUACACCUGACCACCAGGGGGUACAAGAGUAUACAAGGUGCUUUUGGUUGAUGAGAAAUUUAAUAUGACUAAACAUUGGUAUGUCGCAGAAAUAGUAAUUCCUUUGUUUUCAGUGGUUAGGCUAUUUCUGCACACUGUCUCAAGUUCACCGCCUGACAGCUGCUCAAAAAGCCAUGGAUGUAAAGUGGUGAUUCAUAAAGCAUGUGCAGUCUGGAGUGUUAUUAUAAAGAAACUGUUCUUUUACCUAGAAAUACAAGUAGUUAUGCAUGUAUACUUGAAUACCUAAAGAGAGAAGGGCCUUCAUCCAGUAGUACAUUCAUAAAGGCUGAAAGUAUAUGCAUUAUUUUAUAUACUGUAGUAAAUUGUAAAAUCUGCUCUUAGAAAUUCAGGCUAUAUUUUUUGAGAAUACAGAACUGCAUAUCACUCUUACACUCAUUGCUUUGC
This is a messenger RNA of Lepisosteus oculatus (spotted gar), 1447 nucleotides long. It is a transcript of the gene rcl1, whose product is annotated as RNA terminal phosphate cyclase-like 1. Gene Ontology annotation, cellular component: nucleolus. Gene Ontology annotation, molecular function: RNA endonuclease activity. Lineage: Eukaryota; Metazoa; Chordata; Actinopteri; Semionotiformes; Lepisosteidae. Gene Ontology annotation, biological process: ribosome biogenesis; endonucleolytic cleavage of tricistronic rRNA transcript (SSU-rRNA, 5.8S rRNA, LSU-rRNA). The record is from RefSeq and is a predicted model, not a curated record.